Molecule: messenger RNA, 1803 nt
Organism: Alosa alosa (allis shad)
Lineage: Eukaryota; Metazoa; Chordata; Actinopteri; Clupeiformes; Clupeidae
Gene: eef1da
Product: eukaryotic translation elongation factor 1 delta a (guanine nucleotide exchange protein)
Exons: 11
Coding region: 153-1715 (520 amino acids)
Biological process (GO): translational elongation
Cellular component (GO): cytosol; eukaryotic translation elongation factor 1 complex
Molecular function (GO): guanyl-nucleotide exchange factor activity; translation elongation factor activity
Source: RefSeq, a predicted model, not a curated record
UGGCUGACUAGCUUUCAUCUGUCUCUUUCGGACCAGCGAAGUGCUGAAGUGAGGUUGUCCGCUGAACACCGGCCGCUAAAAUCGUAAAUCUAAAAUUCAGAAGAGGCCUCAAAGCACCUUGUCUGCAUCAUUGUUACUAUACACCUUGCAAGAUGUGCGCUCAGAGAGAUUUGCCCCGACCCGAUUUUUGGCAGAGGGGCGGUGCUGGCAGUGGAGGCUCAAACGGGCCCAGAGGAGGGGGCUUUCGCCCAGGGAACGGCCCCAUGCUCAUCAACCCCAGCCUGAACGGAGACAACCUGCAUGUGGGGCGCCGCCGGCGUACCCACUCAGAGAGCCAGGCUGUGGCGGAGCCGGAGAGAGCCGGCCUGAGGGCCGAGGCAGCCCCUUUCAGCCCCUCGUCGCCAUCGGCUGGCACGUGGGUGAACCGCAGCCUGUACGAGCAGGCUGAUGGCUCCUUCCAGACGUGGCAGUCCAGUUCCCCCCCGACGACCUCGUCCCCAAGGGAGCGUGUGCCCCGGGCCCUGGUCUUCCGGUCCAGACGGAACCCUACUGGCGGUGCCGCAACCACUUACAGUUCCAGUGCUGCGCAGCACCGUGGUGACCAGGAGGAGAGUUAUCACCAGGGAGGCCGAGGAGGCAGUUACCAUAGAGGCCGUGGCCGCCAGUAUGCAACCCGCACGCACUACCGCUCGUCAUCGGAGCCAAAGCGGGCGAGGGUGUCCGAUGGAUCAGGGGUGGGCCGAGGAGGCCGAAGCAGAGGGUCUUCAGAGACCGAGCGCACUCAUCAGAGGAACCCUGGAAAAACAGUCACCAUGAGUGGACUCCAGUGCCUGAUGCAGGACAGUGUCUGGUUCGACAAGCCCAGGUAUGACGAGGCCGAGCGGCGCUUCUACGAGGGCAUGAACGGCAUCACCCACUCCGCACAGCCGCCUCAGGAGAGAGAAGCUAGUGCCAUCCUGCAGGACAUUGCUAAAGCCCGCCAGAAUAUCCAGAAAUCCCUAGCCGGACUGAAGACAGCACUGCAGCCAGGCCGGGGUCAGUCUCGUCCCCAAAAGCAGCAGCAGCGCCGCAAUCGGACCACCUCAUCGAGCAGCACAGGGGCUGGAGACCAGACAGACCUUGUGUCACGCAUGAAGAGUCUGGAGUUGGAGAACCAGAGCUUGCACAAAGCUGUAAAUGACCUCAGAUCCAUGAUGUCCAAGAUGGAGGCGCGUCUCACCGUGCUGGAGAAGGCCAAACCUGCUGCCGCUUCACCAGCCUCCGCACACGCCGCCAAGACCGUGGUUGUCCAGGCGCCCAAGAAGGUCGAAGUGAAAGAUGAGGAGGAGGAUGACGACGAUGACUUGGACCUGUUCGGCGACGACGACGACGAUGAGGAGGCAGAGCGCCUCAAGGCAGAGAGGGUGAAGGCGUACACUGAAAAGAAGUCCAAGAAGCCAGUGCUCAUCGCCAAAUCCUCCAUCCUGCUCGACGUCAAGCCUUGGGACGACGAGACGGACAUGGCCAAGAUGGAGGAGUGUGUGCGCUCUGUCCAGACAGAUGGGCUCCUGUGGGGCGCCUCUAAGCUGGUGCCUGUGGGCUAUGGCAUCAAGAAGCUGCAGAUCAACUGCGUGGUGGAGGAUGACAAGGUGGGCACAGACUACCUGGAGGAGGAGAUCACCAAGUUUGAGGACUAUGUCCAAAGUGUGGAUGUUGCUGCCUUCAAUAAGAUCUAAGCCUCCUUGGUCCAGAUUGGUGUGCUGUGCUGGUGUUUUUGCUGCUUUAAGUUUGAACGGUUUCAAAAUAAAAACAGUUUUGCGUUAA